CUUCAUUCUUUUUUUGCUUUUUCUUUUAUUCAUAUUUGCUUUGUUUACACAACUCAUGUUUGCCAAUAUUAAAAUCCCUCCUGGUAUUCGACUUUUCAAUAAGAUCGCUGACUUCCGAGCUUGGAGAAGACAACUCCUAUUAGAUCGCCAAACAUUGGGUUAUGUGCCUACUAUGGGAGCCUUACAUAAAGGACAUCUUGCACUAGUGACAUCAGCCAAAGACAAAUGUGAUCAUGUAGCUCUUACUAUUUUUGUGAAUCCAGCACAGUUUUCUCCAACUGAAGAUUUAGCCACUUACCCUCGUACUCUUCAAAACGAUUUGGAUCAAUUAGCUGCUUUGGGACCCGGGAUUACUUCUGCUGUGUUAGUACCUUCGGUCAAGGAAAUGUACCCUGGAGGGAUUGAGUUGGAUGUGUCAAAACAAAAAGGAACGUUUGUAGAGGUCAAGGGUCUGUCUCAUCAAUUGGAAGGUAUCACUCGUCCUCAUUUCUUUCGUGGUGUGGCAACAGUUGUUUCCAAGUUUUUAAAUAUUGUACAACCAGAACAAGUCUUCUUUGGUCAAAAGGAUGUACAACAAUGUGCAGUGAUUAAGGCCAUGAUUCGUGAUCUUCAUUUUCCAGUCAAGAUGAAUAUUUGUCCAACAGUACGAGAAAAGGAUGGAUUGGCCAUGUCAUCAAGAAAUGCUUACCUAACUCCUGAUCAAAGAAAAUAUGCACUUGUCGUCCACAAAGCUUUAUCCACCAUUGAAUCAUUAUACCAUAGCGGACAACAUCAUGCACCAUCGUUGAUUGAUGCCGGAGCUGCCCUCAUUGAACAAGCUAGACAACAAGUACAAAAGGAAAAUUUGGAUUGGGAAGUCAAAUUGGAUUAUCUCAGCAUCAACUCACCAGAAGAUUUAUCAACGAUAUCGGGAACCAUUGAUCAGCAAGAAGGAUGUAUUGUCAGUACUGCCGUUUUUGUAGGAAAGACAAGAUUGAUAGACAAUUUGUUAUUGGAUGUUAGUGAUUCUGCCCAGAAAAUAUAGCUGUAGAAUAGUUUAGAUCAUCCAUAUAUAUAUAUGAAAAACAAUAAAAAAAAUGGACUAGCUUUUUAUUU
Molecule: messenger RNA, 1095 nt
Organism: Halteromyces radiatus
Lineage: Eukaryota; Fungi; Mucoromycota; Mucoromycetes; Mucorales; Cunninghamellaceae
Exons: 5
Coding region: 56-1024 (322 amino acids)
Biological process (GO): pantothenate biosynthetic process
Molecular function (GO): pantoate-beta-alanine ligase activity
Source: RefSeq, a predicted model, not a curated record